Molecule: messenger RNA, 2706 nt
Organism: Heterocephalus glaber (naked mole-rat)
Lineage: Eukaryota; Metazoa; Chordata; Mammalia; Rodentia; Bathyergidae
Gene: Mad1l1
Product: mitotic arrest deficient 1 like 1
Biological process (GO): attachment of mitotic spindle microtubules to kinetochore; mitotic spindle assembly checkpoint signaling
Cellular component (GO): mitotic spindle; kinetochore; nuclear envelope
Source: RefSeq, a predicted model, not a curated record
UGGUCUGCUCGGGGAACGGAAGCUGAAACCGUAAAUUAGAACGAGCGGCGCCUAGACUCGGUUCUUUACGGUCGGCUUCUACUGGAUCUCGCGAGGAUGCUGGCGCGACUCUCGCGAUAAGUGGGUGAGGGUGGAGAGGAGGGAGAUCCGAGCAGCGGCGGCUAUAGCAAGCUGGCAGCGAGGAAGAAGGCAGCCAUGGAAGAUCUGGGGGAGAACACCACUGUCUUGUCCACCCUGAGGUCCUUAAACAACUUCAUUUCCCAGCGAAUGGAGGGAGGCUCUGGCCUGGAUAUAUCUACCUCUGCCCCAAGUUCCCUGCAAAUGCAGUACCAGCAGAGCAUGCAGUUGGAGGAAAGAGCCGAGCAGAUUCGCUCAAAGUCCUACCUCAUCCAGGUGGAGCGAGAGAAGAUGCAAAUGGAGUUGAGUCACAAGCGGGCACGUGUGGAGCUGGAGAAGGCAGCCAGCACCAGUGCCAGGAACUAUGAGCGUGAGGUUGACCGUAACCAAGAGCUCCUGGCACACAUCCGGCAGCUUCAGGAGCGGGAGGCUGAGGCAGAGGAGAAGAUGCGGGAGCAGCUGGAGCGCCACAGGCUUUGCAAGCAGAGCCUAGACACUGCCAGCCAGCAGCUGCGGGAGCAGGAGGACAGUCUGGCCACAGCUAGCGAGACGAUCAGCACAUUGAAGGGACGAGUCUCAGAGUUGCAGUGGAGCUUGAUGGACCAGGAAGUGCAGGUGAAACGGCUGGCGUCUGAGAAGCAGGAGCUCCAGGAGCAGCUCGACCUGCAGCACAGAAAAUGGCAGGAAGCAAAUCAGAAAAUUCAGGAGCUCCAGGCCAGCCAAGAAGCUAGAGCAGACCAGGAACAGAAGAUUAAGGACCUGGAGCAGAAACUGUGCCUGCAAGAGCAGGAUGCCGCUGUCGUAAGGAGCAUGAAGUCUGAGCUGCUGAGGCUGCCCAGGGUGGAGCGGGAGCUGAAGCAGCUGCGGGAGGAGAAUACGUACCUGCGGGAGAUGAGGGACACCAACGGGCUGCUCACAGAGGAGCUAGAAGGGCUGCAGCGGCGGCUGGGCCGGCAGGAGAAGAUACAGGAAGCUCUGAUUGGGCUGGAGCUGGAGAAGGAGAGGCUGCUGGCAAAGCUGCAAUGCUGGGAGACGCUGGACCAGACCACAGGUUUGAAACUCAGGAACCCGGAAGAUCUUUCCAGAUUCAUUGUUGAGCUGCAGCAGCGAGAGCUGGCCCUGAAGGAGAAGAAUAAUGCCAUCACCAGCAGUGCCCGGGUGCUGGAGAAGGCCCAACAGCAGCUGCAGGAGGAGGUGCGGCAGAUGAGCGGCCAGCUCCUGGAGGAGAGGAAAAAGCGCGAGAACCACGAGGCGCUGGCCCGCAGGCUGCAGAAGCGUGUCCUGCUGCUAACCAAGGAGCGGGACGGCAUGCGCGCCAUCCUGGGGUCCUAUGACAGCGAGCUUACGCAGGCUGAGUACUCGCCCCAGCUGACACGCCGCAUGCGGGAAGCGGAGGACAUGGUGCAGAAGGUGCAUGCCCACAGCUCAGAGAUGGAGGCUCAGCUGUCACAGGCCUUGGAGGAGCUGGGAUGCCAGAAGCAGAGAGCUGACAUGCUGGAGAUGGAGCUAAAAAUACUGAAGUCUCAGCCGCACUCUUCUGAGCCAAGCUUCCCGUUCUGCAGAGAGGAGGUGGACACGCUCAGGUUGAAGGUUGAGGAGCUGGAGGCGGAGCGGAACCGCCUGGAGCAAGAAAAGAACAUGCUGGAGAUGCAGCUGGAGCGGUGCACUCUGCAGGGCGACUAUGACCAGAGCAGAACCAAAGUGCUGCACAUGAGCCUCAACCCCACCAGCCUGGCCAAGCAGCGCCUACGUGAGGAGCGAGACCGGCUACAGGAGGAGUGCGAGCGGCUACGAGGGCUUGUGCAUGCUCUGGAGAGAGGAGGCCCCGUCCCCACUGACCUGGAGGCCACCGCUGGCCUGCCCUCGUCCAAGGAGGUGGCAGAGCUUCGGAAGCAGGUGGAAAGUGCCGAGCUGAAGAACCAGCGGCUCAAGGAAGUGUUCCAGACCAAGAUCCAGGAGUUCCGAAAGGUCUGCUACACUCUGACGGGCUACCAGAUCGACAUCACCGCUGAAAGCCAGUACCGGCUGACCUCCCAGUAUGCUGAGCACAAGAACGACUGCCUCAUCUUCAAGGGUGGUGGUCCCACAUGCGCGUCAGCCAACUAGAAAUCUCAAGUGACAAAAGUUUGUCCAUCACUGACCUGGGGAUGAUGCUGUGGUCCCAGUGCAGCGUGUGGCUGUCAGGAAGGGCUGAGCCAGCAGUAUCUGCGGGAGGUCAGGAUCACCACGGUGUGGCCAGGCCAUCUGAACCACCACAGCCAGCUGCUCUGCCCAUCUCUGUGUUCAGGAGCGAACUUUUUAUCCUGAAGCUGUCCUCUGUGUGCCCUAAGUAUUUCGAGUGGAAAUCUGAAUAUAAAGUGUUGUUCCUAUGUUUGCCUCGUUCAGGCCAGCAACUUGCUCAGCUCACCCUCAUGCAUCUAUCAGUCGUCAUACUGUGCAGUGCUCCACCUCUGUGACCAGAGCCAUGCCUCAGGCUCAGUCCCACUGUCUCCUCAUUUCACAGCUCACCUCCCAGAUUUCCUAGACAUCUCAGGUCACAUUUGUACAUUUUUAUGCAUCUUGAAACUCACCAACCUCUUGAGUAAAUAA